Messenger RNA from Paramisgurnus dabryanus, 2042 nucleotides. RefSeq names its product FERM domain containing 3 (gene frmd3). Lineage: Eukaryota; Metazoa; Chordata; Actinopteri; Cypriniformes; Cobitidae. Gene Ontology annotation, biological process: actomyosin structure organization. The record is from RefSeq and is a predicted model, not a curated record. Gene Ontology annotation, cellular component: cytoskeleton. Gene Ontology annotation, molecular function: cytoskeletal protein binding.
GGAAUCGACCGUUCUCCCGGUCAUGUAACGUGACAUCUCUCCUGCUGGCGAGUGGCAACAUAAGCGACGCGUAACCGCCACAACGACCUCUCAGGCACCGAAUGCGCAUUGCUUUGCUAUGCGGAACCGUGAGCCAUGAAAAUGCUUCGUUUCCGGAGCCCGAGCAUCUCGUCUCUCCCGCAGGAGGUCCAGUGCACGAUUCGGCUGCUCGACGACUCCGAGAUCGCGUGCAGCAUCCAGAGAGACACUAAGGGGCAGUUUCUCUUGGAUCAUGUGUGUAACCAUUACAGUCUACUGGAGAAAGAUUACUUUGGAAUCAGAUAUGUGGACCUAGAGAAACAAAGGCAUUGGCUGGACCCAAGUAAACUAGUGGUGAAACAGAUGAAAUGUCAGCACCCGUACACUAUGUGCUUCAGGGUGAAGUUUUACCCUCAGGAGCCAAUCAAGAUCAAGGAAGAGUUGACAAGAUAUCUGCUGUAUCUACAGUUGAAGAGAGAUGUGUACCACGGCAGGCUGCUAUGUCCAUUUACAGAUGCUUCGUAUCUUGGAGCCUGUAUAGUACAGGCUGAACUCGGGGAUUAUGAUCCAGAGGAACAUCCGGCAGACUACAUCAGUGACUUCAAGCUAUUCCCUAAACAAUCUCCCAGACUUGAUCGCAAGAUCAUUGAUAUCCACCAGAAUGAGCUAAGGGGACAAUGCGCUGCACUCGCGGAGCUGAACCUUCUUCAGCGGGCUCAUACAUUGGAUACAUAUGGUGUUGAUCCACAUCCCUGCAAGGAUUUUACAGGAUCCACAGCAUUUCUAGGAUUCACUGCAAGAGGGUUUGUGGUUUUCCAAGGAAACAAACGGAUCCACCUGCUAAAAUGGGCAGAUGUCAGCAAAUUUAAGUUCGAAGGGAAAACGUUUUAUGUGAUUGGAGUACAAAGAGAGAAGAAACUGGUUCUGACGUUCCACACCUCCACACCAGCAGCCUGUAAACACCUGUGGAAGUGUGCUGUAGAAAAUCAGGCCUUUUACAAAUGUGCAAAAUCAAGUCAGAUAAAAACUGUGUCUAGCAGCAGCAUAUUUUUCAAGGGAAGCAGAUUUCGUUACAGUGGGCGGGUGGCUAAAGAAGUGAUUGAAGCCAGUUUAAAGAUUCAGAGAGAACCUCCUGCUGUGCACAGGUGUCAGUUUGGUCAAAGCAGAAGCUUCAUUUCACUCAGUCAUAAACAGCUCAUAAUGAACAUGGAGCCGCUUUUACCGGCACUGAGCUCUAGCAGGGAACACAGAGAUAUCUCAGCAGACAAUGGACUCUUGGCUUUGAAAGACUCUGUUCACUUAUCUCCACUAAAACCAUCAGUGACACCUGAAGAGGUGGAGAUAGAAGAUCUAGAAAACAUUCAGGAAAGACAAGAAGAUGAGAUGAGACCAGAUGAGGAGAGGAGAGAGACGCAUGCAGAUCAUGAAGAUGACACCGACAGCCUCACCAUUUCUGACACAGCGUAUAACCCAUGUGCCAGCAUGGUGCCAACACCAGUGGAGGAGACCCAGGGUGGGUUAGACGUGCUGUUCCAGAGCCCUGCACGCUUGCUGAAGGAGCUCCACGACGAUCCAGAGAUGCAGGUGGAGCUGCAGGCCGAACGGGAGCGGGAAGUUGCCAGAGAGGCGCUUCGCCGAUCCUUGUGCAACCCGGUAAACGGGCGGCAGCAGGUGCAGGCUUGCCUGCGCAGUGCCGCGCGUCUGGUGGUGAUGGUCGCUGGCCUUCUGAUGAUUUUACUUCCACUUCUCCUCAUGCUGCUGGAGUCGGACCUGGACAUCUCGUUCUUGCACGACAUUCGCCAGACGCCCGAGUUCGAGGAGUUUCACUACGAGUACUACUGCCCUCUGCGACGAUGGUUCCUAUGCAAACUCGAACUCAUAAUGGAACAGCUAUGGGGGGAAUGAGACGCAUCAGCAGAGAGGAACUGAAUGGAAUGAAGAAGAGGUUUGCUAUCAUACAUCAAGUUAUUUAAGCUCAUUCGUCGCUGAAAGUUAAGUGAAGCCAUACAACAGGUGUAGGAUAA